This is a messenger RNA of Oryctolagus cuniculus (rabbit), 961 nucleotides long. RefSeq names its product keratin associated protein 26-1 (gene KRTAP26-1). Gene Ontology annotation, cellular component: keratin filament. Lineage: Eukaryota; Metazoa; Chordata; Mammalia; Lagomorpha; Leporidae. Gene Ontology annotation, molecular function: structural molecule activity. The record is from RefSeq and is a predicted model, not a curated record.
AUGAAACUUGCAUUCAAUUCUUUCCCUCAAACACAGCCUGCUCUCAAAACCCUCGCUAUGUCUUGCCAGAACUACUCUCGCAACUGCAGCUCAGGCUCCCCCGGAAAUUCCUGCCACAUCCCUGCCUCCUCCUCCGUUGCCCGCUGCUCUACAAAUGUGAGCUGUGGAGAUGUCUUCUGCUUACCCAGCAGCUGUCAAGAUCGUGCCUGGCUCACGGACAAAAGCCAAGAGACCUACAUUGAACCAACAAGCUGCCAGCCAACCAACUGUGUGCCCAGCAACUGCGCAAACUCCUGGAGAUCUUCCACUAUUUACUAUGUGCCCAGACCCAGCCUAGGAACCAGUUUUAUUCCUGCUUCUUCCUGUGUCUCCAGCUCCUGCCUCCCAGUAUCCUGUAAACCUCCGAGCUAUGUGUCCAGCAGUUGCCGUCCGCAGAACACCCUGAUCAAUACUUGCCAACCCAUAGGUAGCGUGCUCAGUGCCUACCGCCCUUUGACCUCUCUGUCCAGCAGCUGCCGACCCCAGAGCCUCCUCACUUAUGGAUGCCAACCCGUAGGUUACUUGGCCUGUGGUCCUCAAGCAGUUCAUAUCGUCUCCAGCAGCCCAAGACCUCUGCCGCCUCCAUCCAGCGGCUGCCAACCUGUGACCCACGUGUAUGGCACAUGUCAUCCAUCUUGCUCUGUCCAGGGAGGCCAGUAGUGUGCUUGUUCCAGCAAAUCAUCAUGCUGAAGACUCAGGAUAUAAAUUCAAACUCCAUGGACUUCUGGUUCUUUCUUAGUGGUGUCUGAUUGCUGGUUGGGUGUUUCUACUAUAGCUGAUCUAAUGUGAUUUACUACUUUCACAUUUUCAUCUUUCCUUGAUGUUAAAAAAAUUGGUUUACAAUGUGUCUCAAUGUUGCCUGAGUGUGGGAAGCAUGUAUUUGUUCGCACUAUAAUAAACAAGAUCAUGUCAAAGCUAAGAA